AUGCGUUACGUAGUUGUAGGAGGUGGUAUUGCCGGUGUUAGUUGCGCUCUUGGCUUAAUUCGAGAAGAUCGCUCCCCAGACUCAAAAGUCGUUCUGAUUUCGGCUUCCAGUCAUGUCAAAAUGGUCACAAACUGGCAUAAAGUGAGUAAGAAGUGUCAAUAAUGAUAGAGUGACCUUAUAUCUUACUUCUUGAUAGGUUGGGCAGUUCACGGAGCAGUUUGAUGUCCAAGAAACAGAAGUCAGCUUAACCGAAGACCCUCGGUUCGAGCUGCUGAACGCCGUUGUCAGCAAGUGGGACUCCAAAAAACAAGUUUGAAAUUUGAACGAAUAAAUGAGGAGAAGAAGAACUGUGACAGGAGCUUGAAACCACAGUUGGCCGAAUAAUCAAGUACGACAAAUUGUGCAUCGCGACGGGAGCUCGGCCCAAAUGUCCUUGGAAGAACGACCGAGUUCUGACGAUCCGAGACAUGGACACGGCUCUGACUCUUCAGGAGAAGCUCGCCGACGCCAAAAACGUCGUCAUUGUCGGAAAUGGCGGCAUCGCCACUGAACUCGUGUGAGUGUAAUUUGAGAUUCGCGCAGGUUCGAGCUAUCGAGUCAAAUGAAACCUUGAUAUUUACUAAAAUUCUUUUUUGAAAUCAGAAUACUACUAGACUUUUUAACUCGUUUUAUUAGUUCAUUUAUUGAUUUUUCCCUCGGAGUUUCGGAUGAGUCAGUCAGAAAGUAUGACUCAAAGCAAGCCUAAAGCGAAAUUCCGCGAAAAAGUCAAUAACCUAAGCAAUAAGUUAAGUAUAAACUUUUAUGAAUCCGUAAGAAAAAAUCUGAAAAAAAUCUUUUUAUAAAAAAAUUAAAUUGCAAAAUGUCUACAGCUACGAGCUCAACAAUGUGAAUGUGACAUGGCUGAUCCGAGAUUCCAGCAUCUCUUCGUCGUUUUUCCCGGCCGAAGCGGAAAACUUCUUGCUUCCCAGGCUCAAAACUGGAAGAACUUCGGGUACUCAGAAUCAUAUUUUUUUUAAAUUUUGGAUUGGAAGGAUCAAAAAACUCGGGAAUCCUCAAAAGGCCGGAAUUCUCGGCAUCUCCGUCCAAAAAUCAGAGCAAAAUUUCCGGAGCAGCUCUGGGUCCAGAUUGGUGUACAGCUAUCCAGUUGAGCAGUUCAGAACAAGUUGAAAGAACCUCGAAAUUUCGAUUUUAUAUAUUUCCUCAACAGAAUUUGGGUCACAACGUAGACGUUGUCAACAACUGCGAAGUCUUCGACGUCAAAUUUAAUGAAGAAGUCUUAAUCUCUUAUGAGAAACGUGGGAAGGUUGAACUGAAGCUUUCAAAUUUUCACUUCAUGGUUAGAAUUUCAGAGUUUCGAGGUAUCCUGCGACGUUUUGAUAUGGGCUACAGGUGUUGAACCAAACUCGGAUCUUUGGAAAAGGGACUGCAAAGAAAGUGAGAAAAGAAAAUCAUCAUUUUAUCUAUCGUUAGCUUUUCAGUUGGAGCUGAGUUCUGAAGGCGGAAUUAUAGUUGACGAUGUGAUGAAAACGAAUUAUCCCCAACGUUUACGCUUGUGGAGACGUGUGCUCUGUGAAAAGUCGAAGAGAAACUUUGGAAACAGGUCUCUUUUUAAAUAAGACGUUCAUGCGAGAAAAUAUUUUCCAGAUGCGACUGUGGACACAAGCCAGGCAAACCGGCGACUUUUGCUCCCACUCUAUGA
Molecule: messenger RNA, 1699 nt
Organism: Caenorhabditis auriculariae
Lineage: Eukaryota; Metazoa; Nematoda; Chromadorea; Rhabditida; Rhabditidae
Source: the annotation of a GenBank genome assembly